CUACACUCGCGGAGAUUCGUGUUUUUGCGGAGUCUGCCAUUGAUCCUGACAGAUCACGUGUCGCUAGGCUAGACUAUGUAGUUUAGAAGACAUUAACUCCUUCAAGGCGUAUCUUUGGCUCUUUGAACUUUCUAUCCUGGUUCUGAUUGGCUGAAGACCUGUAUAGCCAUUCCCGAUGCCGUGCCUGGCCCGCCGUUUUUGCUCGAUUAGCCUGCAAGCUGCCAAAGUCUCGCCACCAUCGCAUCCUCUCUGGUAACCAGAUCCUAUCCUGUUCGCGAAAACAAAUCCUUCGCCAACGCUCGCGAUGGCGAUUCGUUUCACGGUCAACAAAUUCCCGCUAGAUCCGGAAUCCCGCGACGCGACAGGCCUCCCAUGGGGUUGCGUCGUCCAGCCAUUCGCUCUCGACGACGAAGCGGGGAUCCCGGGAAGCGGCGUCGCCGCGAGUAUCGGAACCGGCGGUAGCAGCAUUCGUAAAUCGUCUUCUAAUUCUUCGUUUCCGCGCUUCGGCUCGUCCUCGUCUCUUAAUUCCGCGUCCGGCGGCGCGGCUCCGCAGCCGCUUCCCGCGGCGCUUUCCCCGGCGCCGCUUCCGCUAGCCGAUGACGUGGCGCGGUGCGAGGAUUGCUACGCGUAUAUUAAUCCGUACUGCGCGAUCGACCGGUUUUCGUGGCGAUGCUCGCUGUGCGACGUCGUGAAUCCGUUUAGCGACGCGGAGCUGCGUCGCUACGGCGGAGCGAACGUCGCAGACGUCGCAGAGCUGUCGCAGACGCUCGUCGAGCUGGAUGUCGCCGCGGAAGGCGACACUGACGACGUGGAAGACGAGGGAGGAGAAUCAUCGGGCGACGGAGAGGUCACGGGUUCGAUUCCGCGUGGGCCCGGAGAGCCAAUCAGCACCUUCCACGUGUUGGAUGAAGCGGAGAUUCGGAAGCGGCCGGUUUACAUCGCUAUGGUUGACGUGUCAGGAUCAGAGGAGUUUCUUGAACUCGUUAAGAGCUCGCUGCUGGCCGCGUUAGAAGCACUCUCGCCUGCUGCGUUGUUCGGUCUGGUCACGUUCGGAAGCAAGGUGGGACUGUACGACUUGCAAGGCCCCACAGCAUCGCUCAAGUCCGUGGGACUGUACGACUUGCAAGGCCCCACAGCAUCGCUCAAGUCCGUAGCCAUCCCCGCAUCCCCCUCCCACCGUCUCCCACUAGCCCUGGGCGACCUGCUGCCUCUGCAGGCGUUUCUAGCGUCCGUCGCCCACCACAAGGACCACAUCGCCGCUGCUCUAGAAACCCUGCGCCCUGCCCCUCCCUCUCUUGAUCUCGACGCGUCCGGAGGGGUUAAGGGGGGGAAAGACGCGGGGAGAGGGGGUGGGCGGAGGGGGAAGGGUGCUGCUGCUGGUGCUGCUGGUGCUGCUGGGUCCGGUGGGCUCAAGGGGGCGGAGGGGGCAGAGGCAGGGAGGAGAAGGGACGGGGUUAGGGGCUUUGGAACGGCCCUGGACGCAUUGAUAAGAUACCUAGGGGGUAUGGAGGAUGGGCCGAGCGCGAGGCUAGCGAGAGGCCUACGAGCAGACAUCAUCAGUGGGGGUGCUGGUGGUAAUGUUAGUAUCGCUGCUGCAGCAGCGGCAGCAGCGGCGGCAGGAGCAGUGGGGCCGUUUGUGGGUGCCAGGUUACUCGUCUUCCUCUCGGGGGCUCCUAACCACGGCAUGGGGGCUUUAAGUACGGAUCGGUACGAGACGGCACUCGCCAGCUUGGCAGUAGCGGCGAAUCAGAGGAGCCGGAGCGGUAAAGAGGUGUUGGAUCCGAUUGUGGCCGAUAAGGGGCUGUUGCAGGAGCAGACGCCGUUCUAUAGGGAGCUAGCUGCUGCUGCGGUGCAGGCAGGUGUAUGCGUGGAUCUAUUCGCUGUACCCUCUUAUGCUAGUAACGGUGAUGAGGAGGCUCAUAGAGGGGACGGGGGAGCGGCCACUGCAGAUGCUGCUGCUGCUGCUGCUGCUGCUGCUGCUGGGGCGGCUAUUUCUGCGGUGACCAUCUCUGAUCCCCCUUCCUCCACCCCUCCCUACCUGCCCACCCCAUAUUGCGACCUAGCCUCCCUCCGUUGCUUAAGUGUGGAAAGCGGGGGGACUCUUUUCCUCUACCCCUCCCUAGACGAAGCAACCCUCCCUCAAGACAUCUACCGCAUGCUCUGCCGACCCUCCGCGUUCGGCGGGGUGCUCCGGCUCCGAACCUCCCGAGAGCUUCGGGCAGUCCGAGCCUACGGGCAUUUCUUUCCCGAUGCUCAAUACGAGGAUCUAUACCAUAUUAUCCGAUGUGAUCCCUUUGAUUCGUACGCGUUUGACCUUGAAUUCGCGGGUAAAAAGGGUUUUGGGCAGCAGGCGGGGGGGAAGUCUGGGAAGGGGAAGGGGGGUGGUGGUGGUAACCGCGGGCCGGUGUUACAACUGGCGUUUCAGUACACGGUGAUAAUACCGGUGGAUGGGGGAGGGGAGAGGAGCGAGGAGAACAGCGGAGGGGGUGUUGGAGUGGGUAGUGGGUCGGCUAGUAAAGGGGAUGGGGCUGCUGCUUCUGGUCAGAACGGGGUGGCUGGUUUAGGGAUGGAGGGAGGAAAAGGGAAGGAAGGGGGGAGGGAGAUGGGCGGGGAGGGUGCAGUGGCAGCGGUAGGAGGAGGGGAGGGAGGGGGAGGAGGUGGGAAGGGGGGGAGGAGGAGGAGGAGGGUGGUGCUGAGGAGGAGGUUGAGAGUGAAGACGAUAUGUGUGGAGGUGGCAAAGGGAGCGAGGGAGAUAUACGAGUCAGCUGACAACGAGGCGAUUCUUACUGUGCUCACACACAAGGUCAUCCGUGCUUCCCUGGAGGAGGGAGUGAGGGAAGGGAGGCUCCUGCUGCAAGACUGGCUCGUGAUCUUGACCGCUCACUACAAUCACGCCUUCGGAUUGGCACAGUUCAACCAGCCACACUCAGUCACCCGCCUGGACGUCUCCUUCUCAGCCUGCCCGCAGCUGCAGCCCCUGCCGCGCCUGGCCUUUGCCCUUCUUCGAUCCCCGCUGCUGCAGCUGCCCAGGGAGGGGGUGCAUCCAGACCUCCGCACCUUCCUGCACUGCCUCUACAGUUCCCUCGACCCCUCGUUCUUGAUGAGAGCAGUCUACCCAGUCCUCUCCUCCUACACCACUCCGGACCGCCCGGCCUUCCCCCGUCACUCCCUCAGCCGCGCUGCCCUAGUCACCAGCGGCAGCCCCAUCUUCCUGCUCGACGCAUUCAGCACCAUCAUUGUGUUCUACUCGCCUGUUGCUCCCCCUGACCUCCCAUUUCCACCGCCCCAAACGAGUCUCCUUCGCGCGACCAUCAACCGUCUGAAAGCCGACCGCAUAAUCACGCCACGUACAAUCACCAUCCGGGGCGGCAUUGACAGCACAGCGCCGUUCGAGACAUUUCUGAUUGAGGAGCAGGACGUGGAUGGGGACGUGGAGGGGGGAGCUGUGGGCAUGGGCUUUGUCGCAUUUCUGGAGUCAAUUGCCCGGGAUGUUAGAGAGUAUAUGAAGUAGCAUCAAGAGCACCAGCAAGUGUGUUGACAGCACGGCACGGCGCCCCUUGAGGCGUUUCUCAAUGGGGAGUAUAUUAGACGACGUGUCCCCCCAUCCACGUCCUACUCACAGACGUGGAUGGGGGGGGAGACGCGGAGUGAGGAGCCGCUGUGUAUCAGAAACUGAGAAGGAUAUGAUAGAUGGAGUGUACACACAGAUAUAUCUCAGUGUUGUACUCUCUAAGAGACAACCUUAUACAGUCUAUACAAACAUGACAAAUACA
Messenger RNA from Closterium sp. NIES-67, 3773 nucleotides. NCBI's taxonomy places the organism in Eukaryota, Viridiplantae, Streptophyta, Zygnematophyceae, Desmidiales, Closteriaceae. The record is from the annotation of a GenBank genome assembly.